UGAUGAGCAAAUCUACGGAGCAGCGGCGGGACGUCCUAGUCAAACCUCCCACCGUCGGAGCAUCCUCCAGCUGCAGGGAAAAAAAGGAGAAACUAAACAAGCAAAAGUUUCCUCUGAGUCGAGAAAAGAGGAGUCGACAUGGAUGAAAAGCUGCCGUUGGUGUGAGCGACCGAGGACCGAGAGGGAGAGUCGCUAAACACGGUGAGAGAUGAUAACUUAGCUCGGGCUGCUAGUUUGAGAAAAGCUAAACUGUGGGAAAGUUUGAAGAGCUGCUAUGGAGCGGCGGAGCAGCGAAGACACCGGGACGGUCAAAGCUCCGGAGAGCAGGAGGCAGAGGAAGAAGAGGAGCAAAGAGAACAAAACCAGGACGGUCCACGCAAACCUGCUGUACGACGCCGCCAACAAAGGAGAGGAAAACCCCAACAGACACUACGCUAACAACAAGAUCAAGACCACCAAGUACACCGUGCUGUCAUUCCUGCCCAAGAACCUUUUCGAGCAGUUCCACAGGUUCGCCAAUGUUUACUUUGUCUUCAUCGCUCUACUCAACUUCGUCCCGGUUGUCAACGCGUUUCAGCCAGAGCUGGCUCUGGCUCCGGUGGUCUUCAUCCUGUCCGUCACCGCCAUCAAAGACCUGUGGGAGGACUACCGGAGACACCGGUCCGACAAGGAGAUCAAUCACAUGGACUGUCUGGUGUUCAGCAGAGCUGAGAGACGCUAUGUGGAGAAGUACUGGAAGGAGGUUCGGGUGGGAGACUUCAUCCGGCUGCGAUGCAACGAGAUCCUCCCCGCCGACGUCCUGCUGCUGAGCUCCAGCGACCCCGACCGGCUGUGUCACAUCGAGACGGCCACGCUGGACGGAGAAACCAACCUGAAGCAGAGGCAGGUCGUUCGCAGCUUCUUUGACCUGGACUGCGAGUUCGACCCCUUGAAGUACAACAGCGUAAUUGAAUGUGAAAAGCCCAACAAUGACCUGAACAGAUUCAGAGGCUACAUAAUCCAUCGAAGCGGCAGAAGAGAUGCACUUUACAAAGAAAACCUGCUGCUGCGAGGCUGCACCAUCCGCAACACGGAGGAGGCUGUGGGAAUAGUCAUUUAUGCAGGUCAUGAGACCAAAGCCAUGCUGAACAACAACGGCCCGCGUUACAAGCGCAGCAAACUGGAGAGACAGAUGAAUGUAGAUGUGUUCUGGUGUGUCAUCAUCCUGCUGGUCUUGUGCCUGUUUGCUGCUGUUGGUCACGGGCUGUGGAUGUUUCAGUACGGAGAUAAGAGGCCUGUGUUUGACGUUCUUAGUCCAGAGGGGACGGACUUAUCGCCCAUCAUGUCAGCCAUUUAUCUCUUCCUCACUAUGAUCAUCGUCUUUCAGGUGUUGAUACCCAUCUCCCUUUUUGUGUCAAUUGAGAUCGUCAAGAUCUGCCAAGUGUACUUCAUUCAUCAGGACAUGGAUCUGUACGACGAGGAGACAGACUCUCACCUGCAGUGCAGAGCACUUAAUAUCACUGAGGAUCUGGGCCAGAUGCAAUACAUCUUCUCUGACAAGACAGGCACGCUGACCGAGAACAAGAUGGUGUUUCGACGCUGUACUGUGGCAGGGGUGGAGUACUCCCAUGAUGCCAAUGCCAAAAGACUUGCCAUGUACCAGGAAAUGGAUUCUGAGGAAGAGGAGUGUACAUCUCACGGCGGCACCCUGCCCAGGCGGGACAGUGUUACCAGCCACCAGAGCGCCCGAGUGGUGCUGCGAUCCCAAAGCACCAAGUCCCACCGCAGGACGGGCAGCAGGGCGGAGGCCAAGCGAGCCAGCAUCCUGUCCAAGCACACAGCCUUCAGCAGCCCCAUGGAGAAAGAUAUCACCCCUGACCCUCAGCUUCUAGACAAGGUCAAUGAUUGCAGCAGUCAGAUGGACUUCAUGCGCUUCCACAGCCAGCCCAUGUCCCAGCUGCCCUCUGACCUCUCCGACACCAUCGAUUUCUUCAUCGCUCUCACCAUCUGCAACACGGUGGUGGUGUCCUCCCCCGACCAGCCCAGGCACAAGGUGCGGAUGAGGUUUGAGCUGAAGUCUCCAGUUAAGACCAUCGAGGACUUCAUCAAACGCUUCACCCCCAGCCGGCUGACCUCCGGCUCCAACAGCAGCAGCUCCUCCAGCCUCAUCACCAACCGCUCCUCCAACAAGGGAUGCUCCAGCCUGCUGUCAUCUCCAUCGGCAGAGAGCACGCUCACCAAACUGCACGAGGAACGUUCAUGUGGAGGUUUGGAAAACGCCUUCAGCCCCGUCCCGCCCUGCUACGACGGAAAGGCCUCCUGGAACAUAGAGGAAGGAGAGCUGCGCUACGAGGCUGAGUCGCCGGAUGAGGCUGCGCUGGUCUACGCUGCCCGAGCCUACAAGUGCUCCCUCGUCGGACGCCUCCCCGACCAGGUGACUGUGGAGCUGCCUCACCUGGGGAAGCUGAGCUUUGAGCUGCUGCACACUCUGGGCUUCGACUCCACCAGGAAACGCAUGUCUGUGGUGGUUCGACACCCUCUGACGGAUCAGAUCACCGUCUACACCAAAGGAGCCGAUUCUGUCAUCAUGGACCUCAUCAAACCGCCCAACACAGGGAACUCCAAAGGGAAAAGGCAGAAGAAAAUCGUCUGCAGGACUCAGAACUACCUGAACCUGUAUGCAGCAGAUGGCCUUCGCACACUGUGCAUUGCAAAAAAGAUUCUGAGCCAGGAGGAGUACGCCUGCUGGCUGCAGCGUCACCUGGAGGCUGAGACGGCUAUUCAGGGCCGAGAGGAGCUGCUGUUUGAGUCGGCCCUGCGACUGGAGACAAACCUGCAGCUCCUCGGGGCGACAGGCAUCGAGGAUCGGCUGCAGGACGGAGUUCCUGAAACUAUUGCUUCUCUGAGGAAGGCCGGCCUGCAGAUUUGGGUGCUGACAGGUGACAAACAGGAAACAGCCGUGAAUAUCGCAUAUGCCUGCAAGCUGCUGGACCCCGAGGAGGAGAUCCUGACGCUAAAUGCUGACUCUCAGGAGGCGUGUGCGCUGCUGCUGGAGGAGAGUUUACACUACAUCCAAGCCAAAUUCCUCUGCAGCUCUGCAGACCAAACCACCAAGGCCUUCCAUUCCAGUUUUGCGCCCUUUGACUUCUAUCCCUCUUCAUCUCUGUCCUCCUCAUCCUCCCACGCCGCUCCCUUCCUGGUGCACCGGCUGGGCCUGGUGAUUGAUGGCCGGACGCUGGCCUACGCGCUGGAUAAGAGUUUGGAGGAUAGGUUUCUGGCCGUUGCGCGUAGCUGCCGUUCGGUUCUCUGCUGCCGAUCCACGCCGCUGCAGAAGAGCAUGGUGGUCAAACUGGUGCGGAACAAGCUGAAGGUCAUGACUCUGGCUAUAGGUGAUGGGGCCAAUGACGUCAGCAUGAUCCAGGUCGCAGACGUCGGUGUUGGGAUCUCUGGACAGGAGGGCAUGCAGGCGGUGAUGGCGAGCGACUUCGCUCUCCCACGUUUCCGGUAUCUCCAGAAGCUCCUGCUGGUCCACGGGCACUGGUGCUACUCCCGGCUGGCCAACAUGAUUCUGUAUUUUUUCUACAAGAAUGCUAUGUUUGUGGCGCUCAUCUUCUGGUUUCAGUUCUACUGUGGAUUCUCAGGUUCAGCCAUGAUUGACCAGUGGUAUCUCAUCUUCUUCAACCUGAUGUUCUCUGCCUUCCCACAACUCAUCACUGGCACUCUGGACAAAGACGUGUCAGCAGAGACUCUUCAACAACUACCUCAGCUCUACGUGAACGGCCAGAACUCCGAGGAAUAUAAGCCAUACAUGUUCUGGAUGAACAUGAUUGAUGCCUUCUACCAAAGUCUGAUCUGCUUCUUCAUUCCUUACUUUGCCUAUGCUGACUCUGACGUGGAUCUGUUUACAUGGGGAACUCCCAUCACCACCCUCGCUUUGUUCACCAUUCUGCUACAUUUGGGCAUCGAGACCAAAACCUGGACCUGGAUGAACUGGCUGUCGAUCGCGUUCAGUAUCGCCUUAUUCUUCACCGUGGCUCUGUGCUACAACGCCUCCUGCCCCACCUGCUACUCGCCCUCCAACCCCUACUGGACCAUGCAGAGGCUGCUGAAGGACCCGCUCUUCUACCUGCUCUGCGUCAUCACGCCUGUAGCCGCCCUGCUGCCUCGAUAUUUCUACAGGGCGUGUCAAGGCACGUUGUUUCCAAGCCCAGUCCAAGUUGGAAGACAGUUAGAUAAACUCCCUGCUGACACCCGCAGGAACAUCCUCAGCCUGAGCAGGGUCAAGGUGGGGUCGCCGCUCAGCCCCAAGCCUCCUUUCCUGUCCCUCAGCAAGGCCUCACCUAAAGGAUGCAAUAAAAAUGACCAGAGGAGCAUCACGGGCUCCAAGACAUUAGAGGCCACACAGGGGCAUGCAGAUGAAGAGAAGGGCCGGAGCUGCCUGUCGGGGCCCACAGACAGUGAGAUGCACCUCUCAGACCUCUACACAUUAGUUCCUUCAGAUAUAGACACUCUUCCCUACACCAAAGAUGCACCUCAGCCCGCGGAGGAGCUGCAGCCUCCUUCCACCAAAGUAUCGGAGUGCCUCGAUAAGACUUUAGAGCCGUCGGAUGUGAGUCUAUCCGGCUGGAUCACCUCCACGCCUUUGCCUACGCCAGCGGACAGUGUUCAGCUGAACCUGCUGCCGGACGGAGCUCCUCAAUGCGUCAGAUACACGAGGAACUCUGAGGAAAGACUUAAACCCGACCAUGCAGUUCAUCCAGCACACAGGACAGAGCAGGAGGUGGAGCAGCAGCUGCACACCAAAUUGUGAUGCCUUACAGUCUUAUGUUAUUCAAACUCCAAUUUGCACGAUAGGUUUUUUAAGUUUUAUUGUAUUUUUCAAAGAGAUUCUUUUAUAAAAGACACAAAGAGGUACUUUGUAUUUUGGAUGUAACUCUAAAGUAAAGAUACUCUAGAGGUUUGGGAGAUGGAAGAACUGGAAUAUCUCCCUUUUCUUUUUUUGAUUACUGGGAAAUUUAGAUUUCACAAAGAAACAUCUCAGUACUUGAUCAGGUUAAGAAUGAGCAGAGUUGAGACAUUCCACUGCCGGGUUAUUUGGGAGUUUGUUUUCCCUCUGAUAUGGUACCCUGUUCGUUCUUUCAGCGAGCCCUGUAAAUGCAGUCUGACCCGGAUUGGACACCGCUGUGGCCUUGAAUCACUGCUGGUAUUACUCCUGAGGAGAGAAGUUUAAUAUGUUUUAAGUCCCCACAGAAGCGUGUUUUAGUGUCUUUGAGGACUUCCAUGCAGAUAAUUCCAAAGUUUUAUAUUUGCCAUUUGCUCAGUGCACGUUUUAGUCUUGUUGCUGGACAGUUUUUGCUCAAUUUUAAAGAAUAAAAAGCGUGUUCAUAGCUGUUCUGUUGCACAGUACAUUCCGCAAAAAAUGUAUCAGAGCUGUUGAUAAGUAUGCAUCAUGAGAGUUCAUCAAGAAGUUUUCAUUUCAGUCUUUGUACACUCAGAAUCUACCAGGAAUUAUGCUCUGUGUGAGUAUGUGUAUGUGAGUAUGUGUAUGUUUGUGUAUCCACAUCUUUCUAUGUUUGAGUGGAUCAAAAUUUUAGUUUUACAUGUUUAAGGGUCAAGACUUCAUUUUAAGGUUCAGGUUGGAGUUAUUUAGUUGUGAUGGAUGCAUUUGGAUUAAGGGUUAGGGGAUGCAUUAGCUCAAUUUUUGUCCUCACAAAGAUAGAAAGACGGGUGUAAAUGUGUGUGUGAUUAUUCAUUGAGUCAUUGUUUCUCUUUAAACAGUGCCUGCCAGUUUAAAUAAGUAUAUAUCUGCAUUUUUGGCAUUGAUGGCCCUUUUUGCCAAUAUGACAGAAUCAAUACAGUUAAAUAUGAAGGUAAUGCCAGAGACAGACUGAAAAGAGUGGAGACAGCCAGGCUGGUUGUAUCCAAAUAUGAAAGAAAAAAUCCUCUUUCUAGCUAUGUUAAAUCUCUUUUCUUUUUCAACCUGCACAAAAGUAUGCCCUGGAGUUUGCCAGGUAAUAGGCAGAAUCUCAAAAUGCACCUUGUAAAAAGUAGUGCAACCUUUAAUUCUAGUAAAACUAUAAAAUGUUGUUCCUACACUUCAGUUUUUGUAUAGCUUUAUAAAACAGACCUGGGCUAGAUAAGCUGAUGGAUUUUGUUAUCUUUAGACAGAGCGAGCCAAGCUAUAUCCCCCUAAGCUAAGCUAACCGUUGUGUGGCUUCAGCUUCAUAGUUAACAAAGAGACAUGACAGAUAUCAUUUAGUUGGGCUAAGACAACAGACAGUUAGCUUAGCUCAACUUAAAGAUUGGAGAUAGAGGGAAAGUUAAAAGUUCAGUACGUCACAUUAUAUAUCCUGUUUCUUUAAAAUGUGGAGUCUUUUUGUCAUUGAGAAUCUAUGUUUUAUUUUCUACACAUUAAACAAACAUUAUAUAGCAUGAUACUUAAUGAGCAUUAGAGGUGCUGGGAGGUGAAUUUUGCUACCUUUGAACAAAGCCAGGUUUCCUUCCAGUUUCUAUGUUUAGUUAAAUUUGUUGUCUUGCUGUAGCUUCAUAUUUAACAUAACCUGGGAGUAAUAUUAAUGAAACCGAAGUCAAAAAACAGUUUAGCUUAACAUAAAGACUGAAGACAGAGGCAGGAUGUUAGCUUGGUUACCUGCUAGCUCCUUCGAGAGCUAACAGAAGCCACGCACCAAUAUUUUUCUCAAAAUAGUCUUGUUCUCAUUGAUAAUCUAAGUCUUAUAAAAGCUCAAAAUAUUUUAUACAUCAGUUUUUCUGUAAAUUAAACAUGAUAUAGCAUGCUGCUUAAUCUGCAUAAGUGGACAAAGCCAGGCUAGCUUCCAGGCUUAGUGAUCAGCUGAACUUACUGUUAUCUGGCGUUGGCUUCAUAUUUAACAUAAAAAUAUGGGAGUAGUAUUAUUAGAGCUGGAGCCAGCAGACAGUUAGCUUAGCUUAGCAUAAAGUUAGCCUGGCUACCAGCUAACUCUGUCAAGAGCUAACAAAAAUUUGUGUGAUAACUGGAGUUUUGGUGUCACUUGUUGUUCACUUGUUGCAAAAGUAAUGCAGCUCAUGACCUGUAAAACAACAAGAUGUUUUUCAACUCUGUAAGCAAACAAGAUAAAACAUGUUUGCUAGUGAUGUAGGUUUUGGACAAAGCCAGCUGUUUUGCUGUUCUGCUAAGCUCACUCUUGACAAGCUUUAACAAAAUUAUCUUAUAUGUUACAAUGCUGUUAACCAGUGAAGCUGGAGCAAGUAAACAGUUAGCUUAUCAUAAAGACUGGAGACAGAGGAAGACAAGUUAGCCUGGCUAUCAGCUAGCUCUGUCCAAAGGUAACAAAAUCUGCCUACGCUCACAAAAAUGGGAGACUUCAAGCUUCACUUCUGGUUAACCUUUGGCAAUGUCACCACAAAUAUGCAACAGGAUAAUUUUUUAUACUUAAAUUUGGUUUGUGGCAAACUUGGGACAGAUUUGUGGCUAACCAAUUGAGCUAAAUUCACUUAGUCACAUGACUACUAAAGACAAAUUUCUUACCCGUAGGUUACAUGUAGUCUAGCACUACUAGCAAACUAUGGUCAGAAACCACUGGUCACCAUGUUUGCCAGAAAUGGAAAAAUUCACAGUACAAGAUUGGCAAACUUGUGGCAACGUUUUUUUGUUUGUUUUUUCUGAAAAGUUAUUUUGUUUGCUGCAAUUCAGCCACAAAUUUCUGCAAAUCUGCCUCAGACAUUUUCCAUUUGUAACCGUAGUAACGCAUACGAAGGUUCACUAAUGAACAUUUUACGUCAUGCAAAACUGGAGUCGUCUUGUCACUGAGGUUGAAAGUCUGAAAAGCUAAUCUACCCGUCACUUGGAUUUAGCUUCAUAUUUAACUAACAAACUUGACAGGGAAGUCAGUCUUCUAAUUUAAAUAUUCCUUGAAGCUACCAUCAUAAACCAUUUCAUAAACAAGUGUACUUGAAGGUCCUUUUUUAGCAGUUUAUUUCAUAUGUUAAGUUUUUCUGAAGCCAGUCUUGUGUUUUCUUGUUUUUUUUUUUCUGCCCAUGUUUAGCUGUAAACCAAAUCCUCUGUGCUGAAAGGUUCAUUCCAAAUGCAAAAGAUGCGGCAUUAAAAUUUAAAUUUGCACUUUGAAAGCAGUAUGUCAGAAUUGCCGCUGAGUAUUGUUGGUGACGUGCAGUGCUCAGAUACAGAAUACAAAGAAUGGGAGAUUUCAUUCUUACCUUUGCAAACAACAUGAUGUGUUGGUCAUCAAAGUAUGGAAAAUUGGAAAGAUGCUACAGUUUAUUGUUCAGCAUUUAAAGCAGCAGCACCUUUAAUAUGUUAUGAUUGUUGUAUCUCUUGUCUCACUGCAAUAUGUUUUUGUACCAAGUAAAACAUUUACCAAAGGUCAUUUAUAUUUCUGUAUUUUCUAAGCAAUAGUAUGUGCCUUAACACUGGAUAAGAAAUUACAAAUCUGCUCAUGAUGCUGUAUUUGUUUGAAGAUGACGGAGCAUCGUUGUGUUUUCGGAGAUAUUUAUGAGGCUCCAUGCUGUGUGGCUUCUGUCCUCCAGUCUUUUCACUUAAAAUUUUUCUUUUUUUUUUUUUUUUUGCCGACGCUGUCUCUCUGGCAUGUCGUUGCAAUUCUGACUCCACGGUCUGUUCAAUUUGUUUUAUAGGUUCUGUCCGUUCUGUGCUUUUGGCGUCGCACUUUGUGUGCCAGACCGAAGCUUGAGCGUGUUCAGUGCUGCAUUCCAACAUACCCACUUUCACAUAUUCCUCACAGAAACAUUCGCUCAUUUCUCUUCAACCAGCCUUGACUAUAUCUGAGCUCGUUUUGUUGGCUCUUCAUUUCUGUUUUGGUGUGAAGGUAGGCCUACUGUGUCACAUUUUUUAUGUUACAGUUGUAACACUCAUCAGAGCUAUUUACCUGCUCUUAAACCUUGAUUUCAGUUUAUGUCAAGUUGUCAAUCUGGAUAUUUUAUAGUCACAGAAUUGGUGAAGUAUGUGAGAAACACUGAAAAGCUUCAUGUGGGAGAAAGACUAUAUUUUAUUUUUUGCCAGAAUUUCUUAUUUUGCAUCAGCUCUUUGUCCUUUGAGUAAUUGGAAUCUUCCUGUACAUGGCUACUUGUGAACAAAAUAAAAAUGGUAAUAAUAAAGUAUUUAUCCUUGUAUA
Messenger RNA from Acanthochromis polyacanthus (spiny chromis), 9122 nucleotides. RefSeq names its product ATPase phospholipid transporting 10A (gene atp10a). The record is from RefSeq and is a predicted model, not a curated record. Gene Ontology annotation, biological process: phospholipid translocation. Gene Ontology annotation, molecular function: ATPase-coupled intramembrane lipid carrier activity; magnesium ion binding; ATP hydrolysis activity. Gene Ontology annotation, cellular component: plasma membrane. The transcript is spliced from 21 exons. Bases 275 to 4789 code for a protein of 1504 amino acids. NCBI's taxonomy places the organism in Eukaryota, Metazoa, Chordata, Actinopteri, Pomacentridae.